Molecule: messenger RNA, 324 nt
Organism: Botrytis fragariae
Lineage: Eukaryota; Fungi; Ascomycota; Leotiomycetes; Helotiales; Sclerotiniaceae
Exons: 3
Coding region: 1-324 (107 amino acids)
Source: RefSeq, a predicted model, not a curated record
AUGGCAAGUAGUGAAGUCGGAGUUUCUUCAACGUUACGCCAAAGAGAGACAUUGUCACAUGAGAAGUGCAGCUUCCAACGCCAUAAAGUAACUGUUUUCGGCAUCUUCAAGGGUACGGAUCUAUUUUUCCUCCAAGGAACUCAUGAGACGACAACAUUUGAUUCUUCCACAUCACAACACGAAAUGACAUUCCAGCACAAUGUCAAACUCAAAAUUGAACAACGGUCGAAGCCGAAGUUAACGGCGGAUCAUCGGUCACUGAGCGGUCACUUAUCGGCCAUGAGAUAUCACAAGGCUGACCAAUUGUAUAAAUUCCCAUUUUAG